AUGUGUGGGACGUGUUGGAGGGUGGGAUCCCCGCGACUUCCUACACGCUGGAGUGCGUCCCGAGCGAAGUGGGCAGUGCCGAGUGGAUGGGCAGGCAAUUCGGAGUGUCCACGAUGGCCACGUCGGAAUUCGUUGGGUGUUGGUGGUGGACGGCGAGCCAACCUCCUCGCUCACCGGUUCGCUCUGGGUGUGGGUGUGGGUGUGGGUGUGAGUGAGCAGGAAUCUGGUGGGCGAUGGGGUGGGGUCCGUGGCUCCCUACGAAGGUGUGCAGAGUCGACCGGGCUCUCUGGAUCUCUUCCUGUCCAACUGGGCGCAGAACGCCACCGUGGUCUCCGUCACCCAGCCCCUCCGCCUCCGCCUCCGCCUCCGCCUCCGCUUCCUCUUCCUCCUCGCCUACGACGUGACCGGCGCGCUCAUCCGCGCCCACCUCGUCGAUCACGCCUGGUGCGCCGUGGGUCGCGAUGUUUCCACGUUUCCACGAUCCAGACCGAUUUGACAGUUGCUGAGAGAAAGAGAGAGAGAAAUGGUUGCGGUGUUUGGUUUGGAAGAUGGAUGGAUGGAUGGAUGGAUGGAUGGAAUUGUAGAGAUGUGGAAUGGUUGAAGCGUUGUAGGAUUUGA
This is a messenger RNA of Blastocystis hominis, 618 nucleotides long. RefSeq lists its product as hypothetical. Lineage: Eukaryota; Bigyra; Opalinata; Blastocystidae. Bases 1 to 618 code for a protein of 205 amino acids. The transcript has a single exon. The record is from RefSeq and is a predicted model, not a curated record.